Molecule: messenger RNA, 4033 nt
Organism: Perca fluviatilis (European perch)
Lineage: Eukaryota; Metazoa; Chordata; Actinopteri; Perciformes; Percidae
Product: zinc-binding protein A33-like
Exons: 2
Coding region: 1411-2805 (464 amino acids)
Molecular function (GO): protein binding; zinc ion binding
Source: RefSeq, a predicted model, not a curated record
AGGACAAACUGGAAAAUUACCAAUAAAAAAACCUACUGAGUCAGCAUUGGGAGUUUAUGGGAACAGCAAGAUUGGUUAAAACAAACUUCGUAGAAGCACUUAAAUCUAUGGCAGAUGACAUUGGUAUUGGGAAUUUAAAUGUAUGUCCACCAGUAUGUCGUUCAGAUGUACCUUUUGUGGUUGAUUCCAGAUCCCAUUGUUGAUUUAUAUUUUUUGAAAACAAGCAAAAGAAAGAUGUCAGAGGAUGUAGUGGAGGAGAUAAAAGCUCGGCAGGGUCACAUAUGGGGAGGCUAUCUACAAAUUUAUACUGACGGAUCGAAGGAUCCUGAGAGUGGUAAAGUGGCUUUUGGUAUUAGCAUACCUGAAAUAGGUUAUAAAAAAGGAUGUAGGAUUUCAGAUCGCUUAUCAGUGUUUACUGCAGAGUUGGUGGCAGUUCUAUGGGCAUUAAGGUGGGUUGAAGAUAACAAACAGGAACAUUCUGUCAUAUGUAGUGAUUCAGCUGCAUCCCUAAUUACAAUUAAAGGUACCAAAACUAAGUCCAGGCCUGAUGUGCUUGUGGAGAUUAUGCAGGUGUUGUAUAGACUUCAUAAAGCAGGGUAUGAGGCGGGGUUUAUGUGGGUUCUUGGCACACAUUGGUGUGGAAGGUAAUGAGGAGGCAGAUGAGGUGGCAAAGAAAGCAGUGCAGGAGGAAAGAGUUCAAAUUAAUGUGCAGUAUGGGUCACCAGACUACACUGAAAUAAUUAAUAGGUCAGUAAAAGAAAUGUGGCAAAAUUCAUGGGAUUGUGAAAAGAAGGGGAGAACGUAUUAUUCAGUACAAAGAAUGGUAGAGAAGAGAUGCAGUAGUUUUAUCCAGACUGAGGCUUGGCCACUGUGGGCUGAGGAGUGGGCUGGCUCUGAUUUGUAAACAUCCUGAUGGAAAGUGUGAAUGUGGAGACAAGGAAACAGUGAAGCCUGUAUUAGUGCAGUGCAGGAAGUACUCUCGGCAGAGGAAGAAAUUGUUCAGAGAACUGGGUGCAAUUGGAGAAACUGUUUUUACUUUACGCACUUUAUUGAAUUUGGAUAGUUGGAGCAAAGGGAAGAAACUGAUGGAGUACUUGCGACAUAUUGGAGUAUAUAAUAAGAUGUAGCUAAUUAUAAUUAUUUCUACUUGAGGUGUGGAUAGCGAGUAGAGACCAGAGGAGGGCAGCAAUACGCCAUAGAUGCGUCUAGCCUGCCGGAAAUAAGAAGAAGAAGAAGUAGAGAAGAAGUAGAAGUUUCCGUAGCUUCCGACCGUUUCGUCUUGUAUUUUUGUAUUGCUGAGUGCCUAAUUCUAGGGCCGUUACUGCAGCUCAGCUGACAGACAAGGGGUGCUGUUGAGUUGGUUGUAACGAGUUGAAGAAAAAAGAAGAAGCGGCAAAAAAAUAAAUAAAUAUGGCUUCCACCUGGUCGGCACCAACUGAGGAGCUCUCCUGUCCGGUCUGUCGGGAUAUUUUUAAAGAUCCUGUUCUUCUUCCUUGUAGCCACAGCUUUUGUAGUGCCUGUGUGCACAAAUGGUGGACAACGAAACAACGACGUGAAUGUCCCGUUUGCAAGACACUGUCUCCGACUAAAGUGCCACCACCUCGCAACCUGGUGUUGAAGAACCUGUGCGAGGCUUUUCUACUGGAGGUGGACUCUGGGGUUUUCUGCCGCCUCCACGCCGAGAAGUUCAAGCUCUACUGCCUGGACCACCAGACGCCUAUCUGUGUUGUCUGUAGAGAUUCAAGCCAACACAAAAACCACAGCUGCGUCCCCGUCAACGAGGCAGCAGAGUCUCACAGAAAGGAUCUCCGGGAAUACCUGAAAACUAUACAGGAGAAAGUGGAACUCUUCGAAGAAGUAAAACUGAACUGGGAAAAGACAGAUGGACCCAUUUGUAAUGAAGGUUUUAUCACAGAACAGAAGAUAAGAGAGGAGUUCAGGGUGCUUCAGCAGUUUUUGCUAACCGAGGAAGAGGUCAGGAUUGCUGCACUGAAGGAAGAAGUGAAGCAUAAAAGAAAUAUUAUAAAGGAGAAGAUUGCGGUUUUGACCAGUGAGAUAAAUGCCCUGUGUAAUACUGUCCAAACCAUAGACGCGGGGUUGAGAGAUGUUGACGACACGUCAUUCCUUUUAAAAGUCGAUGCUUUAAAGAGCGCCGCUCACCUCCCCCUGCCGGAUGACCCGGAGGAGGUCACAGCAGGAGCCCCCAUCGACGUUGCCAAAUACCUGGGAAAUCUGAGCUUCACCAUCUGGUGCAAAAUGAAGGAGAUAGUGUCCUACACCCCUGUCAUCCUGAACCCCAACACCGCCCAUCCAGAGAUCCACCUGUCUGAAGGUUUGACCAAUGUAAGACGUGGACCCAAACAGACUCUUGUUGCAACCCCAGAGAGGAUGGAGCAGCACCGCAGCGUCUUGGGCUCUGAGGGCUUCACCUCAGGGAGUCACAGCUGGGAGGUGGAGACUGGAGACAAUCAUGUAUGGGCACUGGGUGUGAUGGCACAAGAUGCCCAGAGGAUGGGAGACAACGGGUCUGGCUUAUGGAUGGUGAGGUUUAGCAACAGUAAAUACACAGCAUUCUCCCCAUCGUGCCCAGAGUCUGUCCUCCCGCUGAAGCACCGACUCCAGAGGGUCAGAGUGCACCUGGACUGGGACGGAGGGGAGCUGUCCUUCUUGGAUCCAGAUACCAACAUUGCCAUACACACCUUCACACACAAAUUCACCGAAAGGCUGUUUCCGUACAUCAACACCUGGAGUGACCGCCCACUUAAGAUAUUGCCAGUGAAGCUCUCUGUAACCAUAACAUGGUAGUUAGUUGGAGAACUACAAGAUGAGAACGAUUUGGUGAUGUACCUGCUUUCCAUCUGUAAAAAGAGAGAAGAUAAUAUUACUUCUUUUUUAUUUUUCAUCAAGCCAGAACUUGUUUUUAUCUCUGUGAGUGUAUCAUUGCAGCAACAAAAGUAAUGGGAUACAGUGGAGAAUCUGAACACCGCAGAAUGCACAUGAAUAAUGCAAAUUACUGUAGGUCAAGAUUGCAGCAGUAUUGGGAACAUUUAAUAAUAGAGUAUUGUAUACCCAUAGAUGUUUGCAAUGUUACAUACACUACAAACUAGAAACUACCAAAAUGCACGAUUAGUAACUGAAAGAAUUAUGCAGAACUUCAUAAAAAUAAGUCGUCUGAACCAUGAUCAUUAUGCUGUGGUUAGAUCACACUUUAUACUUGAGUUGGGGCCUUUUCCUGCUAACCAGUUGGUAGAUUUUACGUAUUUGGCCUCUUUGUUAAUGUUUUUGUUUCUCUACCACACUGUUGAAGUGCCUUAUACUACAUUUAUAUGCGUAACUUUGAAUGGAUGCACUAAAAGUGUACAAGUUAAUUUAAUAGACAAAAAAAAAGCGUUAUCUUUGUUAAGUUUCCAUCAGAGUGGUGGUGGUCUGCCUCACACACUAGUAUUGAACAGUCAAAGAGUUUUGAUUGAUUGUAUUUAUUUCUCUGCUACACUGUUGGUGAGCCUUUAUUUGUUACGGGAAAAAAAUGCAAUGCAUAACCUUGACUGAAUGCACUUGUAAGUGUAUAAAAGGGGGAGAAAUUUAAUUGUAUAGCCAAAAACAAUAGUUGCCCAUCAGAGUGGCUCUAGUAUUGAACAGUUAAGAGUUUUGAUUAAUUGUAGGCUAUUUUUUCGCUACCAUGCUCUUUGUUUGUUCCAAAGACAAUAAAACACUUUGUCUCUGAAAAAGAGUCAAUUAUAAUACAUGAUUUCUUUCUUUAUUCUCUUUAUUUACAGUGUCGUAAAUCAUGGUAUGAUUAGUCAUUUGUUUUUGUACAUGCUUCUGCCAGCAUAUGAUUCUUAAUUAACAACGCACAGAAUGAGCAUUUGCAAUUAAGUUAUUUUGCUUAACUUCAAUAGACCGUGAUGUUCAAUUUCAUAUUCUGUGCUCCUAAAUUGAGCCUUCUCCCUGUCUGAUUACAGCUGUCUCUCCAGCAUUCAUUGCUUUAUGAGUUUGUGUUUUUUUUAAAUAAAGAAUUUCCAUAUCCAUUGUG